Messenger RNA from Cavia porcellus (domestic guinea pig), 5711 nucleotides. RefSeq names its product tripartite motif containing 25 (gene Trim25). Gene Ontology annotation, molecular function: protein binding. The record is from RefSeq and is a predicted model, not a curated record. Bases 102 to 2015 code for a protein of 637 amino acids. NCBI's taxonomy places the organism in Eukaryota, Metazoa, Chordata, Mammalia, Rodentia, Caviidae. The transcript has 9 exons.
GGGUUUCGUUUCCUCGGCGCUGCCUGGGGAGAGUCGCCAGACUUUCAGACUCUCGCUCUCCGCGGCUGCUGUGCACGUCCCGUCGGGGCUCCGCGAGCGCCAUGGCUGAGCUGUGCCCGUUGUCCGAGGAGCUGUCGUGCUGCAUUUGCCUGGAGCUCUUCAAGGACCCGGUCACCACCCCAUGCGGCCACAACUUCUGCAUGUCAUGCCUGGACGAGAGCUGGGCCGUCCAGGGCGCACCGUACCAGUGUCCCCAGUGCCGCGCCUCCUACACCGCGCGCCCGCUGCUGCACAAGAACACGGUGCUAUGCGCCGUGGUGGAGCAGUUCAUGCAGACCGAGCAGACGCGGGCGCCCGCCGGUGACUGGAAGCUGCUCUCCCGCUCCCCAGCCCCAAGCACUGCCGCUCAGGUGUCCUGCGACCACUGCCUGAAGGAGAAGGCCGUGAAGACCUGUUUGGUGUGCAUGGCCUCCUUCUGCCAGGAGCACCUGAAGCCGCACCUCGACAGCCCGGCCUUCCGGGACCACUCACUGCAGGCCCCCGUCCGAGACCUGCAGCUCCGCAAAUGCCCCCAGCACAAUCGUCUGCGGGAAUUCUUUUGCCCGGAGCACAGCGAGUGCAUUUGCCACAUCUGCCUGGUGGAGCACAAGGUGUGCUCACCCACGCCCCUGAGCCAGGCCAGCGCUGACCUGGAGAACAAGCUGAGGCAGAAGCUCAGCAUCAUGUGCAGUCAAAUCAGCGGGGCAUCCCGAGCACUGGAGGACGUGCGAGCCAAAAAGCAGAGCGUGCAGGAUGCUGCAGGCCGGAAGAUUGAGCAGGUGAAACAGGAAUACCGGGAAAUGAAGAUGCUCAUUGACUCCUCCGAAGUCAACACUAUGCGCAAGAUAAAGGAAGAGGAGAAGAGGGUCAGCAGCAAGUUCGAUACCAUUUACCAGAUUCUGCUCAAGAAGAGGAAUGAGAUCCAGACCCUGAAGGAUGAGCUCGAGCUCAACCUGGCCGUGGGGGAUGAGUUCGAGUUUCUGGAGAAAGCAUCCAAACUGCAAGGAGUCUCCACGAAGUCAGUCUACGUCCCCCGCGUGGAACUGGACCAUGAGCUGAUCAAUGGUGUCUGCCAGGGCACCGUGGGCCUCAAGAAUGAGCUGAAGCGAGCCGUGCGGCAGCUCCAGGACAAGAAGCUCGAGGAGGCCUCCAGCUCAGGGGACUCAGGAGACCAUGGUUCAGACUCCAGCCAGAAAGGCCAACGGCUUGCAAAGAAACUAUCACCACAUGACAAGAAGUACAAGAAAGUUUCCCCAGCCCAACCUCCAGCCAUUAUCCCGGCCCCUGCCGAGAAGAUGCCCAUCUUUGGUGCUCCUGGACAGGCGGUGGAUUUGAAAGCAGCUGUCCCAGAUGCUCCAGCCAAAGCUGUUGACUUCCAAGCUGUUAAGGCCAAGGUGCUUGAAAACUUCUUAGCCAAGUCCAGACCCGAGCUCCUGGAUUAUUCCGUGAAAGUCAUCCUGGACUACAACACGGCCCACAACAAGGUGUCUCUGUCUGAGAACUACACGGUGGCCUCGGUGGCAGACAUGCAGCAGCACUACCGGUCGCACCCGCAUCGCUUCACGUAUUGCUCGCAGGUGCUGGGCCUGCACUCCUACAGGAAGGGCAUCCACUACUGGGAAGUGGAGCUGCAGAAGGGCAACUUCUGCGGGGUGGGCGUCUGCUACAGCAGCAUGGAGCGCCAGGGCCCUGAGAGCCGCCUGGGCCGAAACGCCGCGUCCUGGUGCGUGGAGUGGUUCAACAACAAGAUCUCCGUGUGGCACAACAACGCCGAGAAGACGCUGCCUUCCACCAAGGCCACGCGCGUGGGCGUGCUCCUCAACUGCGACCACGGCUUCCUCAUCUUUUUCGCCGUGGCCUCCGACAAGGUUCACCUGAUGUACAAGUUCAAGGGGCUGGACUUCAGCGACGCCCUGCACCCGGCCUUCUGGAUGUUCUCCGCGGGGGCCAAGAUCUCCAUUUGCCCCCUCAAGUAGGGGGGCCCCCAAGCGCGGGUGACCACCUGCGCGGGCUCCUGAGACCCCUGGGGGAGGGGGACUCGCCCUGGAGAGCUCCCCUGAGCCCCCCCCCCCGAAGGCGGGGAAAGGAGGCGGGGCUGGGGGAAGGCAGGGGCUCAGCCAGGGAGGAGGGCAAGAGAGUGUGGUACUUCCUGUGCCAAACCAUGGGGGUGGUUUGUGUCCUCCUCCUUGCUCUCCUAGAAAAAUCCCUCGGUUGCUGGGAAGCAGGGAACAGCUUGGGGGAGUAAAGCCACUUGUGCCCUUUUCCUCUCAUAGAAGGACUGAUACCCAGGUCAGAUUCUUCUCAGGCUACAGGUACCUGCCCUUCAGCUCCCUGGGGCCCCCUUCUGGCCUUGGUGUUUGAUUACUCUCUGUGGUGAUGGUACACACCUGUCAUCCCAGCAUGAGGGAGGCUAGGGCAGGAGGAUUGCCCAGCCCUGCCUGGCAGAAUCAUUGACUAUAUACAUAUAUAUGUAUAUAUUCUGUCUUUUUUGGUGCUGGGAUAUGAACCCAGAGCCUCGUGCCUGGGAAGCACAUGCUGUACCUCUGAGCUGUGUGACCAACCUGGGUCUCAACAUCCCCAGGCCCACGUCCCGCUACUCCCCAUGUAUUGGGCCCCCGUCACAUGGUUCUUCUCUGUGUUUGAGGGGGGCCAUGGACCUCAGGUGCCUACAUGGAUCAGAGUUUCCCAAAGAAGCACAUCCUUUUCCUCCACGGGAAAAUAGCUCUUUUUUCCUUCUAAGCUGUUCCUUCUGUUACCACGCUGGGGAUUUAAAAAGUGUUCAGGUGAAACUUUGUGGUUAAGGUUCGUGAUCUGAAUCAGGCUGGAUGGCAUUUGUGCUUAUAUCAGGGCCAACCUGGUCCAGUUUGGAUGGAACUUCCUCCCUCUUCCAAGUUUUGCAAAGGGGCGACACAGACCCUGGCUUCCCAUAGCCAAGGUGACAGGGCUAGUGCCCCCAACCCAUGUGCCUUGCCUUGGUCAUUGUCCUCCAUGGUGGUACCCCUCCCCAGGACAUUGAUAUUGGAUUGACUGCUGUCCAUGCCACCAUGGCUGACAUGGUCUAGCAGCCACCUGAGCCAGUUAUCCCGAGUAUGCUGUCAUGCAGUCAGACUGUGUGUGGCUGCCACUGACACCACUUGCUUGGGUGCCUCUUUAUGACCCCAAGGGCCUCAUGGCUGGCCCAGUGGGAGACAGAAAUGUUUCUGUCCAUCCCUGGCCACAGGUGGAUGACCUGGCAUGGAGCUUCCUGUGAGCAUGAGGUCUGUUGCCACCCCUGGGCCCUUCCGUGGUCAUCCCCACUUGAGCUAUUUCUGGAUGUCACGUGGACCAGGCUCAUGGUCAGGAAGACUUUUAAGGAUCAGGGAAGGAAUGAGCUAAAAAGGGCCAGGCAAAUGGCUCUUUUUCUCUGUGGUAUUUUAUGCAUUAAAAGUGAGUCAGUCUGCUAGGGUAGGAGGGGAUGGGUUGGUAGAAUUUUCCCAUAUCUUGAUGAUGUGAGGAUGUUAAAUUCCUACCCCGAAGGCUGGGGAUCUAGCUCAGUGGCCCAGCAGUUGCCUGGCAAGUACAAGGUCAUGAGUUUGAUGUUCAGUUAAAAAAAAAAUCCCUACCCCAACUUGUAAAGAAUUUCACUUCUUGUGACUUGAGUUCAGCUUUGGGCUUUCCCAAGAGAAGGGACGCACUCUGUUGGGUAUCUUAGGGCAUGAAAAGAGGUCACCAUUGGGAAUAUAGGGACCCCAGAUGUUUUCAUGUGGAUACUGAGAACAUAGCACAUCUCAGGCCUUGUGCUGGAAUCCCAGGGUUCCGAGCCCUUGGUAUUCCUGACAUGUGGGAUCUGUGCCAUCUCCCAGGAAGAAUUUUCAAUUCCUUGGGAAAGGAAGAAUCUUUGUAGGGAAGAUGUUCCUGGCAUAACUGAUUAGUUUUCUUCUUUUGCUCUGAGGAAGAAAACUUCUUUGGUGGUGCAUGCUUCUCUGGCUUUGAAGAUGUCUAAAGCAUCUUUACUGAUCCUGUGAACCAAGCCCUGGCUGGAGCUUAGUCACACUGGCCUGGAGGAGUUGGAUGCCAGGGGUAUCCCAUGGCUCUUGCUAGAGCCUUCUUCUGCAGGAUGAGGGUGACAGAGAGGGCUCUUCCCUGGAAGGUAUGGCACUCAGAACAGGGGAGUCUGUGACCCUGUACUUGUCACCAAAGCUGAGCUCCAUGCAUGGAGCUUUGCGAUAGACUGAGGCAUGCACCUGCUGUCUGCAGUGGGGAGGCCUUCAUGGUCCAACCUUGCUGUCCCAUUAAAUGGUUCGGAUUGGAGGAACCUUUGUAUUCUUGCAGCUUCUCGUUUUGCAGAAUCAGGCAGGUGAGAUGGUAGAAAAUGGCUCUUUCUCUGCUCUCUGCCACUGCAUUAUGGAGGAGAAGCCUUUUGCUGUGAGUGCGGAAAAACCCUGGUGUCCUGCGGAAGUACCUGAAAUUCCCAGAAGCACCAACGCAAAACCCCCUCCUCCAGUACCAGGACUGUCUCAGUCCCUCUGGCACGACAAACAAAGGUCAUGGGCAAGUCUUGCAGUAUUAAGAUUGACUGACCAUUCGUGCCUGUUGUGAUUACUCUGAAGUUAUCAUCUAUAACGAAUUCAGAUAUGUAAUCUUUUUACCUUAUUUCCCUGCCUGCUAUUGGUUUUAGCUAAUCAGAAAUAUUUGAACCAUGAUUUCUUGAGCUUUUUUUUUUUUUUUUUUUUAAAGAAUCAAUUCUUUCAGGAGAUAAUCAUGGCUAUAACCAGGGCAAGGCUGGCUGUGGAGGCUCAGAAGCAUUAAAGGCAAUGAAGCCGUGUCAGGUUUUCUCUUUCUGGGACUGCCAUGCAGUGGGCAGGAUUCCUGGAUCCAGCAGAUGAGGCCCCGCUGUUGAGGGCUUCUGCUCAGAGGCCCUGAGUUGCACAGCACCUGGGGGUUGUGACUCGGGAGCCUGCUGACUGAUGGUAUGUCUGGGCUUGACUGCAGUCAGUGCCUGGGGGAGUAUCGGGGAGUCACAGGGAGAUAGGUAUCAGUGCAGCAGUGGAAUGGAAGGUACAUUUUCCUUUCUACUGUUGGAUGCUUUCAAACCUGAACCUGCCUGGGCAGCCACAGGCCCUGUUCCAGGGAUCUUGUCUUUGUUUGGAUCAGAGUAGGUCUUUCAGGAGAUACGGGUUCAAGGUUGCUGUCCAUCAAAGAAUACAACUGCUCAUUCCCCUGCUUGGGGGAGGGCACUCCGUCCUUGUCCUUGCUGGGACUUCUAGAGUGACAGAAGUGUCUCCCCAUGAGUCCUUAAGCCAGGUCUGAGUUGAUAGCAGGAGGUUUGAUGGCUCAGGGUGGGGCUGGCUGCUGGGAGGACUGGAUAGGGGGUGUGAGCAGAGCCAUCCAGGUCUCUGGGAUGGAGUAGGAUCCAGAGCCAGCGCUCAGUCACUUGGCCAGGGCUUUAACCUGUCGAGGUGACUAGUCCUGCCUGCAGAAUGACAUUCUGAUCCCAUCUGUAGCAGAGGCUCUGAGUGCUUCCUGGCUGGUAAGCAGGGCUGGGCCAGGAGAGUGAUGUUUGCUGGCUCUGGGGUUUUGGCAAGAUGCUCUGAGUUUGAAUCCUCCCUGAUCUGGCCCUGUAUGUCUGUAUGUCCCCUUCUUUAGCUGCUUCUGAUUUGUACCCUUUAUAAUAAAAUUAUGAUUUUCAAAUA